GAAUAAGCUAUUCAGAGUCAGAACCUUACACAUUCUGCAGUAUCUCCUGUGGAAGUCAGAGUCUGAGCCAGCAUGAAGACUGAAACUUGUCUUUGAUCUGAUUUGUAACUGUACUUUUAUUCUAACCAUGUACAAGGUGGAGGUUGUAGCAUGGAAACUAAAAUCUUACUUCCUGCCUGACAUAACUUUCUUCAAGAAGUGCACAAUGUCAGAACGCGGAAUUAAGUGGGCUUGUGAAUAUUGUACGUAUGAAAACUGGCCAUCUGCAAUCAAAUGCACUAUGUGUCGUGCCCAAAGGCCCAGUGGAACAAUUAUUACGGAAGAUCCAUUUAAAAGUGGUUCAAGUGAUGUUGGUAGAGAUUGGGAUCCUUCCAGCACUGAAGGAGGAAGUAGUCCUUUGAUAUGUCCAGAUUCUAGUGCAAGACCAAGGGUUAAGUCUUCAUACAGUAUGGAAAAUGCAAAUAAAUGGUCAUGCCAUAUGUGCACAUACUUGAACUGGCCAAGAGCAAUCAGAUGUACCCAGUGCUUAUCCCAGCGUAGGACCAGGAGUCCCACAGAAUCUCCUCAAUCCUCAGGAUCUGGCUCAAGACCAGUUGCUUUUUCUGUUGAUCCUUGUGAGGAAUACAAUGAUAGAAAUAAACUGAACACAAGGACCCAACAUUGGAUUUGUUCUAUUUGCACAUAUGAAAAUUGGGCCAAGGCUAAAAAGUGUGUGGUUUGUGAUCACCCCAGGCCUAAUAACAUUGAAGCAAUAGAGUUGGCAGAAACUGAAGAGGCUUCUUCAAUAAUAAAUGAGCAAGACAGAGCUCGAUGGAGGGGAAGCUGCAGUAGUGGUAAUAGCCAAAGAAGAUCACCACCUACUACAAAACGAGACUCAGAAGUGAAAAUGGAUUUUCAGAGGAUUGAAUUUGCUGGUGCUGUUGGAAGCAAAGAGGAACUUGAAGUGGACUUCAAAAAACUAAAGCAAAUUAAAAACAGGAUGAAAAAGACUGAUUGGCUAUUCCUCAGUGCUUGUGUGGGGGUAGUCGAAGGUGAUUUAGCGGCCAUAGAAGCAUACAAGUCUUCAGGAGGAGAUAUUGCACGUCAGCUCACUGCUGAUGAAGUACGCUUGCUGAACCGUCCUUCUGCCUUUGAUGUUGGCUAUACUCUGGUACACUUAGCUAUACGUUUUCAAAGACAGGAUAUGCUAGCCAUAUUGCUUACAGAGGUGUCUCAACAAGCAGCAAAGUGUAUUCCAGCAAUGGUGUGUCCUGAACUGACAGAACAAAUUCGAAGAGAAAUAGCUGCCUCUCUUCAUCAGAGAAAAGGGGAUUUUGCUUGCUAUUUUUUAACUGACCUUGUAACAUUUACUUUGCCAGCAGAUAUUGAAGACUUGCCUCCAACAGUCCAAGAAAAAUUAUUUGAUGAGGUGCUUGAUAGAGACGUUCAAAAAGAGUUAGAAGAAGAAUCGCCAAUCAUAAAUUGGUCCUUGGAGUUGGCUACACGUUUGGAUAGUCGACUCUAUGCUCUUUGGAACCGGACUGCAGGAGACUGCUUACUUGACUCAGUACUGCAAGCUACCUGGGGCAUUUAUGACAAGGACUCGGUGCUUCGGAAAGCCCUGCAUGACAGCCUCCAUGACUGUUCACAUUGGUUUUAUACACGCUGGAAAGAUUGGGAAUCUUGGUAUUCUCAGAGCUUUGGUUUACAUUUUUCUUUGAGAGAAGAACAAUGGCAAGAAGACUGGGCAUUUAUACUCUCUCUUGCUAGUCAGCCUGGAGCAAGUUUGGAACAGACACACAUUUUUGUACUUGCACAUAUUCUUAGACGACCAAUUAUAGUUUAUGGAGUAAAGUAUUAUAAGAGUUUCCGGGGAGAAACUUUAGGAUAUACUCGGUUUCAAGGGGUUUAUCUACCUUUAUUGUGGGAACAGAGUUUUUGUUGGAAAAGCCCAAUUGCUCUUGGCUAUACAAGGGGCCACUUCUCUGCUUUGGUUGCCAUGGAAAAUGAUGGGUAUGGUAACCGAGGUGCUGGUGCGAACCUGAACACCGACGAUGAUGUCACCAUCACAUUUUUGCCUCUGGUUGACAGUGAAAGGAAACUAUUGCACGUGCAUUUUCUAUCUGCUCAGGAGCUAGGUAAUGAGGAACAGCAAGAGAAACUGCUCAGGGAGUGGCUGGAUUGCUGCGUGACCGAAGGGGGAGUUCUAGUUGCCAUGCAGAAAAGCUCUCGGAGGCGUAAUCACCCCCUGGUCACACAGAUGGUAGAAAAAUGGCUUGACCGUUAUCGACAGAUCCGGCCUUGCACAUCCCUGUCUGAUGGAGAGGAAGAUGAAGAGGAUGAAGAUGAAUGAGGAUCAGGAAUGCAUCCGAGCUAUGAUGAUGAUCAAAGUUAGUGUGGUGCUCCAAGCAGUGUACAGUGUGAAAUGAAACAAACCUGGUAGGAUUUGUUUGUAUAUUUUUCUGAUCCACACCCGGUGGAGAUAAAUAUUGCAUCUGCUGCAUGAGGAGACUGAGAACUUUGGUUGAACUACAGUUUGUAAAAAACAAAAACAGAAACUAAUUUUAUUAAGACCUUUUUUCCUUUCAAUUGUAAAUCUGUCUAUAAAUGUAA
This is a messenger RNA of Octodon degus (degu), 2592 nucleotides long. RefSeq names its product zinc finger RANBP2-type containing 1 (gene Zranb1). Bases 128 to 2332 code for a protein of 734 amino acids. Gene Ontology annotation, cellular component: nucleus; cytoplasm. Gene Ontology annotation, molecular function: cysteine-type deubiquitinase activity; K63-linked polyubiquitin modification-dependent protein binding. The record is from RefSeq and is a predicted model, not a curated record. NCBI's taxonomy places the organism in Eukaryota, Metazoa, Chordata, Mammalia, Rodentia, Octodontidae. Gene Ontology annotation, biological process: positive regulation of Wnt signaling pathway; cell migration; protein K29-linked deubiquitination. The transcript is spliced from 10 exons.